UAAUCAUGUACAUCUUUCUAUUAGAAUAUUUGAUUAUAUUUCGAAGUAAAAAAUGAAAAUAUUGUUAACUGUAGGUCUGUUAGCGAUUAUUGCAUCUCAACAAGUUACUGGUUAUAAAGUAUGUGGGGAUGAUGAAACAUAUAAAAACGAAACUGAUGAAGCAGUCACUGAAAUAGUUAGCCGCCUUAUGGCUCUGCGAAAAACAGAUUGGAAUUGGAAUAUCCUCCAGGUUCCAAUGACACUACAACUUGUAGCACCAGAAAAAUUUUAUGAAAGAGAAAAGACUAUUGAUGCCAUAAAACAAAAAGUAAAAAAUGACGCCAACAAAAUGUCCUUGUGGAGUUUGGCGCUUCACACAUAUGCUGCGAAAGGACUGUGUCAAAACCCAAGAAACUUUUCUGGUGUUAACCUUGUACAAAUGCUGGAAGAAAACUUGGAAGGCCAAUUUCGAUAUAAAAAACUCGCACCGGUGGACGGACUACGAACAUAUGCAAUAGGCCUUUCAGCACUUUUCUCGUCCAAUGCUGUUGUUCCAAGAUAUCUUAUCAAUAAAUUACUUGCAAAUCAGAAUAAGGAUGGAAGCUUCGGCACACGUUUGAAAAUAGUGACCACAUCUAUGUUGCUCACACCGAUGCACAGACUUUCACAAGAAGUAAAUCCAAAAUAUCGGGUGGAAAGAAUAACUCAUGCUAUCAAGAAAAUGCGUGAAUAUAUAAAGUCAAAUAUUUACACCGACGAGAAAAACCACACAUACAUAGGAAAUCCUUCAUCGUCUACUUUCGGUCUCCUGGGAUUGCAAGCCACACAGGAAUCCGGAGAAAGUCCAACUUCGUGGAAGUGCAGUGAAGUCAUGCACACCCUCGGUUUCAAACCGCAACCAAAUGAAUCGGAUUCGAUGUUAGUAUCUCGUCUUUUACGUAUAACUGGUCGACGAUAUGGAGAAUUUAGCAGUCCUGACUGGAAGUGUAUCAAACCAGAUCCUACGCCUAUUGGAUAUCAACCAAAAUGCGAGCCAUUCAAGCCAGAAACUUGCCAGGUUAAAGAACAAUAAAGAAAGGAUAUAUGAUUGCUCAAUGUUUACGAUUGAUGUUUUCAAGUCUUCUUGGUCAAAUGUUUAUGCGCUCACUUUACGGUGUAUCUGUCACUAAUCAACGGCUUGUAUAUAUAUUUAAUUUAAUAAAGUUUUGAUAAUGUUAUUAAGUGUUCUUUGCAUCACAGAU
Messenger RNA from Styela clava, 1220 nucleotides. RefSeq lists its product as uncharacterized. Gene Ontology annotation, biological process: cobalamin transport. The record is from RefSeq and is a predicted model, not a curated record. Gene Ontology annotation, molecular function: cobalamin binding. Lineage: Eukaryota; Metazoa; Chordata; Ascidiacea; Stolidobranchia; Styelidae.